UGUGCUGAGGCAGGACAUGGCGGAGGCAGGAAAAGUGCCCUUGAGCCUCGGGCUUACCGGAGGAGAAGCGACAGAGUGGCCUCUGCAGCGGUACGCCCGCUGCCUACCCUCAAACACCAGAGACCCACCUGGGCCGUGCCUGGAAGCUGGAACAGCCCCCUGCCCGACAUGGAAGGUUUUUGAUUCCAAUGAAGAAUCUGGGUGUCUUGUUCUCACCAUAGUUAUAUCAGGUCAUUUCUUCAUUUUCAAAGGACAGACACUACUGGAAGGGUUUUCACUCAUUGGUAGCAAGGACUGGUUGAAGAUUGUAAGACGCGUGGAUUGUCUGUUGUUUGGAACAACGAUAAAGGACAAGAGUCGCCUGUUUCGAGUACAGUUCAGUGGAGAGUCAAAGGAGCAGGCGCUGGAACACUGCUGCAGUUGUGUUCAAAAGCUGGCGCAAUACAUAACCGUUCAGGUGCCUGAUGGAAACAUCCAGGAGCUUCAGCUGAUUCCUGGCCCACCCGGGGCAAGUGAAAGUCAAGGGAAGGAUUCUGCAAAGAGUGUCCCACGGCAGCCUGGAUCCCACCAGCACUCAGAACAGCAAGUGUGUGUAACAGCGGGCACCGGCACUUCAGACGGAAGGACCUCACUGACGCAGUUAGCUCAGACUCUUCUGGCCUCGGAGGAGCUGCCCCGUGUCUAUGAACAAUCUGCAUGGGGUGCAGAAGAGUUAGGCCCCUUCCUACGUUUGUGCCUUAUGGAUCAGAAUUUCCCAGCAUUUGUGGAAGAGGUAGAAAAGGAACUUAAAAAGCUGGCAGGUUUGAGAUAUUAAUGCUCUAUAUACAUAUAUAACUAAGGAACUUCAAAGUAUUGAAAAUGCUUCCUCCUAAAAUUAAAGAAGAAUUAGAAUAAAGAGUAUUAUCCAAACACCUUUUAUCAAUGUUUUAUUUUUAAAAACAGGUGAAUCCACUUUUUUAUACAUCAUUGCACUUCAAUAAUUACACAAAACACACAAGUACAUGCAUCUACGCACCGCAUGAGAACCCUGUUAGGUUAUAAAAUCUAUCAACCAGUAAAUCAAUGUGAAAAAAUACAGUGUCAAACCAAAAAGUGUAACUAUAUAGUUGCAUAGAAUAUCACCAUGCUAUAACAUUUCAAGGUCAUUGGAAACAAAAGAAAAAUUAUAAAAGUUUGCCUUGAUUGAAUGUACAAGAAUAAGGUUCAACACAUCAGUGCAAAAGGAUUUAUGAAUUUACAUGACUUAACAAAAGAAAAGAUAAUCACUUAAAAAGCAAUCAUACGUAUAUACUGCAAUUCAUUAUACCCAUUCAGUGGACUGUUCCAGCUUAUUAAAGUCACAGGUUAAGCCCUUAAAAUUAUAGAUUUCAGUUUAUAUUACUCAUCUUUAUGUACCAGAACUGCACAAUUUCCUCAUCUGACAACAUACAAUAAGGAAUGAAUAUCAGCAGCUUAAAAAUGAAACAAGCAUUUAUUUUGGAUUUCUCCCACCCCCAAAAAUAUAAAUAUAUAUAUAUAUAUUUAUAUACUGUAUAUAUCUGUAGGUUUUGCUGUACUUUACAAAAAUGUAUCACUAGAUGGCAGCAGUGCAUUUUAGAGCUUUGCCAAUUUAACAGCUGCAUUAAGUAAAAAAUGGCGCAUGCAUGAUCUGAUCCUUAGAGGACCUUUUCACUUCUAUUUAAAUAUUUUAACAAAGGAAAAAAAAAAA
This is a messenger RNA of Nomascus leucogenys (northern white-cheeked gibbon), 1708 nucleotides long. It is a transcript of the gene REC114, whose product is annotated as REC114 meiotic recombination protein. NCBI's taxonomy places the organism in Eukaryota, Metazoa, Chordata, Mammalia, Primates, Hylobatidae. The record is from RefSeq and is a predicted model, not a curated record.